AUGAGUGACGUUGAUAGAGCAAUAACUCAACUGCGAGCAUGUAGGGCGAUCCCUGAAGCUCAGGUUUUCGAAAUAUGCCAUAAAGCUAGAGAAAUAUUAAUUGAAGAGGGGAAUAUUGUAACAGUAACGGCACCAGUGACUAUAUGCGGCGACAUUCAUGGGCAAUUCCACGAUUUGAUGGAAUUAUUUCGAGUUGGUGGCGACGUUCCAGAUACGCAGUAUAUAUUUAUGGGUGACUUCGUUGACCGAGGCUUCUAUUCACUCGAAUCAUUCCUCCUCCUUUUAUGCCUCAAAGUCAGAUACCCCGAUCGCAUGACUUUGAUUCGCGGAAAUCAUGAAUCAAGACAAAUCACCACCGUUUAUGGAUUUUACGAUGAAUGUUUGCGUAAGUAUGGGAGCGCAAAUGUUUGGAGGUACUGCUGUGAGGUCUUUGAUUAUCUGGCUAUUGGAGCAAUUGUUCUGGGGGCAGUAUUUUGUGUUCAUGGUGGCUUAUCGCCGCUUAUCGACACCCUAGAUAAGAUCCGACUCAUCGAUCGAAAACAAGAAGUGCCACAUGAAGGAGCUAUGUGCGAUCUUCUUUGGUCAGACCCAGAUGAAAUAGGAGGGUGGGGCUACUCGCCUCGAGGAGCUGGCUAUUUAUUUGGAGGACCUAUUGUCAAACGAUUCAACUACGUCAACGAUCUCUCUCUUAUUGCUCGAGCGCACCAGCUUGUUAUGGAAGGUUUCAAGGAACUCUUUGAAAGCAACAUAGUCACAGUUUGGUCUGCACCCAACUACUGCUAUCGGUGCGGGAACGUUGCUGCCAUUAUGGAACUCUAUGAAAGCGAGACUGGUGAUGGGAUUAUAGCCCGGAGUAAUGGAGAUGGUGAUCGGGGCCGUCGGAACUGCACUAGCGACAAUCUGGAUUCGAGCGUGCUGCCUCUCACUAUUCCUAUGGGCCCAGCACGCUGCUACAAAAUUUUCCAAGCCGCACCCCAAGAUUCUCGAGGAAUGCCAGCCAAGAAGCCGGUAGCGGAUUACUUUUUAUAG
This is a messenger RNA of Blumeria graminis f. sp. triticale, 1029 nucleotides long. Lineage: Eukaryota; Fungi; Ascomycota; Leotiomycetes; Helotiales; Erysiphaceae. The record is from the annotation of a GenBank genome assembly.